UAGUAUCUGAGUUGCUGAUGCUGAGCUGUAAGCUGUUGCCCGUAAUAGCAACCCCCGUCAGUUCAACCACGCUUACUUGAUGGCGGGACACGCGGAAUUACUCUUACGUUAUAAUAUCAUAUAUUAUUAUUAUUACAUUAUUUUUAUACAGUAUUUAACUUAAUAAAAUAUAUAACUUAAACUAAAUCAUUUAAUAAAUUUAAUAAUCCGUAAUAUUAAAAAAUAAAUGUCUCGUCUGUCUCAGUACGAUAAUAAAUUUUUAAUAAAUUAAAGUAAUUUUAAUUUUGUUUUUUAAAUAUUUUUAAGUUUGAAUUAUUUUAAGAAUUUUUAUCAUAUCUCUUUUCUAAAAUUUGUUUACGUUAUACAUAUAUAUAUAUAUAUAUAUAUAUCUAUAUACCGAUGACACUGAAAUAAAUUUAUGUGAGAUUAUAAAUUGUAUUUGAAUUUUUAAAAACUAAAGUGAUUAAGAUACUCGAGAAAAAAUUUUUUUAUAGUCAAUUUAAGUGAUUGAAACUAAUUUCGAAUAAUAUGUUGGUGCGCUUAUGAAAGUUACGUAAUCGCGUUAAUUUAUAUAUUCAUUUAUCUUGGAUUUAAUAGUAGGAUUAGUAUUAAUAAAUACGCGGUUUUAAAUAAUGGCUUAAAUAAUUAUGUAUGAAGGUAAAAAAAAGAAGACUUGAUACGGAAAUAAAAAAGUAAAUGGUUUAAAAUGUGAUAAAAAAUGGUUGAGUUAUUUUAUUUAUAAAAAGUAUGUAGAUAAUGUGAGUGAAUAAAUUUGAAGUUUGAAAAAAAACAUCCGGUUUAUUGAUAAAUUGUUAUGAAAAUAUUUUAAUUAGUUAAUGUAGUCUUAUGCGCGUGUUCAAAAUGUCUCUAUGAUAGAUCUAAAGAUAGACUUUGUUUUAACGAGGUGCGUCAUAGAAAAUAGAAGUCUGGGUUUAAGUCCUAAAUCAAUGGCGAGUUUGUGCAGUCUGAUUGCAAUUAUUAAAUUAAUUGGAAUUAUUAAAAAUAUUAAUAUUAAUAAUAAUAAUAGGCAUUAUUAUUAUUAUAAUUAUUCGACAAUAAGUUAAAUAUUUAAAAUAAAAAUGCAUCAUACGUUUGGGAGCGUUAAGGGGGAUUCUAUGUGUCCACUUGGUUUUCAUCCGCAUGUACGAUGGCCAACUCGCUGCAAAAGAUGUCUCAGAGAUUACAAAGAUCACUCUGGAAAAAGAACAAGUUUAAAAACAGAUACAUCAUCAACACCAAGUUUGUCACGAUGGGAACCGUCACCAAAUAGAUCAAGUGAAAGUCCGGAGUCUAGAAGAACUUGGGCAUCGACGUCAAACUUGAUAAAAGACGAAAAUUCAUCAAAAACUCCAGUGACAACGUCAGUCUCAGCAGAAUGGAGCUCGGCAAUUGAUCUUCCCAGUCUGGUCGAGUCGUCCAAGCCGACCUGGGAGUCGGACAAGCAGCCAACACGACCUAAAAGCUUCACCGGGAGCAAAGCCGACAGCUACACAUUUCGACGUCACUCCAUUGAUGAGACGGCGCUUCAGAACAACGACCGGCCACCCGCGAAGCUCCAGAUCAAGCAGGUCAUUGAUAAGACUUCUAGUAAUUCUGAAAACGAUGUAGAGUUUAUUAUUCAGGUGAGAAAGGCGGAUUUUAAAAGGGAUUUAGAUAAAAAUAGCAAAGAUAAUAAUAAUAGUCGUGAAAUGAAUGAAUUGGAAAGUCUCAAGGCUCAGCUAAGUGAUAUGAAGGCACGAUGCGAGAGGGUUGAAAAGGAGAAAAGCGAAAUACUUUUUCGAAGAUUAGGGACUAUAGAUUCUGCUAAAACACCAAAGAGUACUGAAAUGUCGAGGCUACAAAAAUCACUUCAAGAAUUGCAAUCAAAGAAUGAAGCCUUGAAUGAGGAAAAGAUGACUCUGCUUGCGCGGCUUAAAAAUAUUGAAAAAGGCAGUGAAUCUAAAGGUGGCAAGAGCGAGAGAGAAAAGGCCACUGAGGAGCUCAAGUCGAAGCUCAAGGCCGCAGAAACUCUUUGCGAGAGUCUUAUGGAUGAGAAUGAGGACAUGAAGAAAGAAAUACGGGAAUUGGAAGAGGAAAUUUAUGAGAUGCAGGAUAACUUUAGAGAAGAACAAGCCGAUGAGUACACAGGGUUGAGGAAGACUCUAGAGCAGUCAAAUAAAAACUGCCGAAUUCUUUCCUUCAAAUUACGAAAGCUGGAGCGCAAGACUGAGCAGUUAGAGGCCGAAAAAAGUGAAUUAGAAAACAAACACGACGAGAUCAGAAAAGUUGAAGAGGUCCUCAAAAAACUUGGCGGUGAAUUUAAAAACCGAGGGCCUAAGUCCAAUGACCAUCCAUCCAAAGUACAGUUACGAAAGAUGCUGGAGGACGUGGAAAAAGAAUUAGGAGAAGUUUAUACUGUUUUUGGUGACAUAAUUAAUCUUUGUAUUGAUUCACCUUCUGCAAGAGGACAAGACAGUUCGUUAAAACUCGAUAAAUUAGUAAAAGAAAACGAAUUGUUGCAACAGAAAUUAGAUAAUGCGUUGCGUGAUUUAGCCAAAGAGAAAGAAUUGAAUAAAUCGGAAACUAAAAGUGACCCACAAAGUUUGAGAAAAAAACUAAACGAAGUGACAGCGGGCAGAGAGUCGGAUCGUAAAAUUUGGGAUGCGGAGAAAUUAAAAUUACAAGAUGAAAAAGAGAAACUUAAAUCAAAAUUACUAUCACUGUCUGCCGAAAAGCUUAAGGUUUAUAAUGAAGUUUUACAGUUGAAAAAGGAUUUAGAAACAGCAACGUCAUCGGAGAAAAAUAACGCUAAGAUGGAAGUAACUGUAAAUGAAUUAAGAAAAGAAUUAAAUGCUGAGAGAGAACGAUGUAAGAAGUUACAAGACGAUUUAACAACGUCAACUGAAAAAGAAAGUCGAAUGUUGAAGAAUGCUGCCAAACUGGAGCAAUCAAAGUCAUUAGUAGAAAGUGAGUUGAAGAAAUUGAAAACGGAAUUUGAAACUAUUAAAUCUUCAACGUCAAUGAAAGUGGCCAAAGCGACCGCUGAAUUAGCCGAAGUUAAGAAAGAGAGAGAUAAAUUUAAGACACAACUUGAAGAAGAUAAACUGACUAGAGACAAUGAACUCAGUAAUUUGAAGAAAAAAAUUUCAGCUUUGGAGAAAGCUGGCGCUAAUGCUAAAAAAAUGACUGAGCUUAAGCAAACAUACACUGAAAAAAUUACAAUCUUAGAAGAAGAGAUUAAAAAAGGUCAGGAGUUGUUUGAUGACUUGCAUACAAAACAUGCAGCUUUGCAAGAUGCGAAACGAGAGCUGGAGAAUCAAGUUGAGAUUUUAAAUAGUCAAUUGGUAGACUAUAAAAAUCAAUUAGAAAAUACUGUUGAACGCGUAAGAUAUCUCGAAGAAGCAAAUCGUCUUAAAGAAAUCACUUGGACGAAAGAAAAAUCUCGAUUGGAGGAAAUGCUCCGAGAACGUGAGAGGUCGUCGACAAUUAAUGGACAAUUAGAAGAAUCCAAAGAAGAAAUUAGUCGGAUUGUAAAAGAAAAUGAAUCUUUGAGAAUUCAAUUAGAGGACGUAAGAAGAAUAAACGAUGACUUGACAAGUAAAUUAAAUGAUUACAAUGCCGUGAAUAAGUUUCAACGAAAUUUAUCAGCCGACACUUCAGCGCUCGACGCCGAGUUACGAAAGACCAAGAGUUUGCUCGCCGACGCGGAGAAGGCUCGAAAGACAGAUCUUGCACAGUGUAAAAUGCGUUAUGAGCACAGAAUAAAAGCAAUAAAUGACGAAAUACAGUCAAUACAAAAUCAAUUGUCGCGUUAUAAACGUGAAAGGGACACUUACAAGCACAUGAUGGAAGGCGCGCAGAAGACUAUCGCCGAGCUCAAGGCAACUCGUCAACGAAGACCCUCUACGACAUCAAUUGGAAAAUCAGAUGAGGACGAAGAGUCGACCGGUACAAAUGUCUCUACAUUAGAGCAGCAGAUCAGUAUGAUGGAAGACGAGCUAUCAGAAAGUAAAUUGGAAGCUUCAAAGCUCAAGACUGAAUUAGUGUCUGAGCGAUCUGGCUGGCAGAUUAAAAUGUCUGAAAUGCAGUCAAGAAUAAAUGAGCUGGAGGAGGAGCGAAUUUUAGCAAGCGGUAGAACAAAGAUUCCAGGUUUGAAGGCACGGAUCGAGCUUGCCUGGCAGAAAGAGCGAGAAGAACAACAGAGGCUGUUACAAGAGACCGCAACUCUUGCCAGGGAUUUACGCCAGACAUUGUACGAGGUCGAGCGGGAGCGUGACAAGGAGCGUCUGGAGAACAAGCGUCGUCAGGAUCAGAUGAAGAAGAUAUUCGAUGAAGAGAAGGACGAGAGCAAGAAGAAAUUGAUCGAGUUGCAAUGUGACCUUCUGGAGCUAAGGGAUGCCCACGCGAAGCUCAGGACAAGUAACGAGAAAAUGAGACGCGAGAAGGAGAGACACGAGAGAGAAAGAGAGGAGCUUAAGGAUUUGAUUAUGAGUAAAAGACGCAUGGAACAAAUAGAAGCGAAAAAUAUGAAUAUUUUGCUGAGACAAGUUGAUGAUUUAAUGAAACUGUUCCCGGAGCUGAGUGGCAAAAUUGAUGCCGCUAAAACUCCGGAUAAUUAUACUCCGACACCACCGCGAAGAACUAAGGGACCAAAGUCACGCGAAUCUUCACCGAUGCUCGAGUCUAAAGAAGACAUUAAAGCUACGAUAAAUUUGAGCGGCAAGACAGAAAAACUUGAGUACACGAUCAGUAAACUAAUGGAAGUAGCUAAAGAAUUGCAAGAAUCGAAGAAGGUAUUGGCUGGAAGUGAUGUUUCAUCGAAGAAAAAACUCACUAAGAGAUCUAGUUCUAUUGAUGAUGACAGCGGACGUGGCUCUUCGACGUCAACUCGCUCCAAACCGACUCUCAAACGUAAGAGUUUAUCUUUAGAACAGACCUCUGGAAAAAACGACCAAUCGAUUUGGGGAACUGAUAGCAACGUUUCGAGCAUACAGUCAUUAGAUUCGGAAGUUGAUACUCGACAUUUUAGUCUUCAAAGAGACUCGAGUAUUGACAGUCGGCUGUCUGGAGGAUCAACGAAGAGCGAAAUGAUUCAGCGGGAUAAGAAAUAUAAUAAAAAUAUAAUUAGAAAAAUAACAACGAAACUAACAAAGUCUGCGAGUGUUGACGAUCCCAACAGUUCUUUCGAUUUUUCUAUACAGACUUCGGGAUCAGAAGCAAGUAUAGAUGAAACUAAAGUCGAGAAGAAAAAUUUGAAGAAAAAAUUAAGUGCUAUGUUUAAAAGAAGUUCUUCUAAAAGUAAUGGUUUGGAUAAAAAAUCCUGUUCGGAGGACACUAGCAGACCCGCCUCGAGGGCAUCCAAUGUGUCGAAGAGAUGAAGAGAUACCAGUAAUUAUAAGUGUAUGAUGGAAAUAUAAAAAAUAUAAAUAACUGAAUCUAGUUACCCUGACAUUCAGCAUAGCAUUUACCUUGUGGUCAGCUAUUAUCCUGCAUUACGGAUGUCUUUGUAUCUUAUCGGCAGUUCUACUUGACAUAAGUUGUCUUAAAAGUGUUAUUGUUAUAAAUAAAACAUAGGAAUGGUAAUUGAAAGUGAAAUGUAGACUUGGUAAUUGCUGUCACACGCACAUAAAUGCACUUUUUAAAAUAUCUUUGAUGCAUCUUUCAUUACUUUCCCAGCGGCUUAUGAGAAUUGUGACAAGGACAUAAAACGAUGAGGAAUCAUUGUGGUUUUAUUAUAAAAAUAACACAUGUAUCAAGUGCGUGUGAAUCCGGAUGACUAACUCAACACUUUAAGGUCUGCUAAAAUAAUUCGAAUAAUAAAUUAAUUAGACUGUAAAAAUGCGGAGUGAAUUCGGAUUUUACUCGGAGUUCAGAGUUUAAAAAAAAAGUUACUUCACAUGCAGAAUAAAUUGGGAGUUUGAUUUUUCAGCGAAGUGAUUUCAGAGUGAUCUGGAUUUUAUUCGAAUCCGCAUUCACUCGUAUCUGGAGUUUUAAUAUUAAAAUAUAUUUCCCUUCGGAGUGAAUUUUACUUCGAGGAGAUUAAAUCCACUCCGCAUUUACUCCGGAUUCAAUUUUUUACAGUGUAUUUAAAUAAAUAAAGUAAUUAAUU
Molecule: messenger RNA, 6088 nt
Organism: Microplitis mediator
Lineage: Eukaryota; Metazoa; Arthropoda; Insecta; Hymenoptera; Braconidae
Product: trichohyalin
Exons: 22
Coding region: 1080-5357 (1425 amino acids)
Source: RefSeq, a predicted model, not a curated record